This is a messenger RNA of Eimeria acervulina, 984 nucleotides long. Its product is annotated as intracellular protease, putative. The record is from RefSeq and is a predicted model, not a curated record. The transcript is spliced from 3 exons. The coding region runs from base 1 to 984 and encodes 327 amino acids. Lineage: Eukaryota; Apicomplexa; Conoidasida; Eucoccidiorida; Eimeriidae.
AUGCCAGCAGAUGUUGCAUGCGCACCUCUUGUGUUGCAGCUGUGGGGUGUACGUACACCGCAGGACGACGACUUCGACAAUUUGCUGUCGGAAGCCAUGAGAGAAGUCGACAAUUUGCUGUCGGAAGCCAUGAGGGAAGCAGCAGAAGAAGCUCGAGUGUCUCGCCAGACAGCGCAGGUGCAGCAGAUACGUAUUCCUUGGGGAUUGCUUAAGGAACAGCAGCAGCAGCCGCAGCAGCAGCAGCCGCAGCAGCAGCAGCAGCAGUCUUCCGAGACCCAAGCAUCCCCAGCAGCAGCAACAGCAGCAGCAGCAGCAGCAGCAGCUGAAGCCACUGACAAGGGCCUCGCGGGUUCUGAAUCCACAGAAGAGGGAGAGAAGACAAGCGCAGCACCUGUUGUUACGCUGCGGCUGCUGCAGCGACGAGCGGAGAAGAGAGGGAAGUUGCAGCUGCGGCCGCUGACGGUGCCUGCUGACAGCAAGUUGCUGCAGCAGGCGCAGCAGCAGCGGCAGCAGCAGCAGAAGCAGCAGCAGCAGCAGCAGCAGGAGCAAGCACGUAUAGAAAAGUUUGUCUUGGAAAGUGUCUUGGGGGCUGGAGCUGCACGUACACCCCAAUUCAAAAAGACAAAAAUGCAUGCAGCAAGCAACAAAGCUAUCCCUGGAUUAGCAGAAGCAGAAGAAGCAAAGGGGCCCUGUGCUGCUGCUGCUUCUGCUCCUGCUGCUACUGCUGCUGCUGCGAAGGGAAAGACAGAGAAAACAAAACGGCAAGCUAAAAAGACAGCUGCUGCUGCUGCUGCAGAGAUACAACUGCAGCAGCACCAGGAGCAACUCCAGCAGCAGCAAGAGCAACAACAAAAGCAACAGCAGCAGAAACAGCAGCAAAAACAGCAGCAGCAACAACAACAACAACAGCAGAAGCAGAAGCAGCAGCCGCAGCGCAGCGGCCAGUCUAAGCCACAGAGGGAGACAAAGGCAGAGAAAGCCUAA